Caenorhabditis bovis is the source of this 3252-nucleotide messenger RNA. The record is from the annotation of a GenBank genome assembly. NCBI's taxonomy places the organism in Eukaryota, Metazoa, Nematoda, Chromadorea, Rhabditida, Rhabditidae.
AUGUCAAAAGUCCUAUUCGAUUUGUCAAAGACAUCCGGCGAUUUGAAGUUCGAGCAGCUCUCGCUAAACCACGAUCGAGAUGAUGUGUGGAUGGAAGAAACUUGGAGGAAUCCGAGUAAUGGCGAUGACGAGAAGCAUGCGAAUCAACGGACAUUCGUCACCUGCAAUUUUGACAUGGAAAAUCCGAGUAAUUGGUUGUUCACGAGCCCGUUCGACGUUCUAGAUGCCAAUCGAGUCUAUCUUGAGCUUCUGUUCAACACACGAGACUGUGAGCCAACGAUGUCGGUGACAUGCAAAGAGACAUUCUUGGUAUAUAUGAAGCAGUAUAAAAGUCAAGAAUCUAUCGAGAAGAAAAUUGUCAAGUCGAGUUUCAAGAAUUCCAAAAAGUCGUGGCAAAAUAUUGGGCGAUUAGCUCGCAAAAAUUUGAACAUGACGCGUGAAACGAUUGGAAUCCCGUUGGAAGAAGGAACCAAGUUCAUCAGAUUCGCAUUCGAAGAGCAAGGAAUAUGUCUCUCGCUGCUUAAUAUUCGAGUUUACUAUCGCGUUUGCGAGGAGUUCGUCGACAAAUUGGUGAGCUUCGACCGGCAUGUCACCGGAAAACACGACAGCGAUCUCCACUAUCUGCAGGGAUCGUGCGUCAAAAAUGCGAUUCCUUCGAUUCCUGGAGUGGAAUUGAAAGCCUUGUGUAUGUCGAAUGGGCGUCCGAUGUUGACAUCUGGAGAAUGCGAAUGCAAAGGCGGUUUCAUAAUGCGCAACGAUACAAGAGGAGGACCACGAUGUGAACCAUGUCCAUCGGGGACUUUCCGCGCCGAGGGAUCGAAACAGGGAUGCCGGACAUGUCCGUCGAACACACUUUCGAAUUCGGGACAGGACAAAUGCUAUUGCAAACCCGGUUUCUACCGAAUUGACGAGACUCAUGGUGCCUGCCAUAGUGCUCCUUCGAAACCGCUGAAUUUGGUGCAUUCUGCCAUCACUGCUACUAGUGCUCGUCUCACCUGGGAGGAGCCGGUGAAUCGAGGUGGUAGAAAAGAGAUUUGGUACGAAGUGAAAUGUCUGAAGAACAUCAAUUGCGAUUCUGUGAUCAUCACACCAUCGGAAAAGAAGCUUUCGACGAGAUAUGUGCAAAUCAAUGGGCUGAAACCGUCAUCGGAAUACACAUUUCUUGUUGUCGCAAAGAAUCUGAUCUCGGAAUACACGCCGGAUCCCGAUUCUCAAAACGCUGUCAUCGAUUUUACCACGAAAGCGAUGGAUGAGGAUGUGAAGCCAGUGUCGAAUCUUCGAAUCGAUGCCGCUCAGAAGGACGGGCUUACAAUUUCGUGGUCUGUCAUUGACAGUAAUCUCAAUGAUUUCGAAGUCGAAGUACGUCCGGCGAUCGCGAAAAGAAGGUCGUUUGAAACGAGACAUAUCAAUACGACUUAUGCGACGUUUAUUGGACUCAAAGACGACGUCGUUUACAAGUUCCGCGUACGUGUUCGUGAUGAUCUGAGAUGGAGCGACUCGAUCAGUUACCAACUGGGAAGGGGACAAAUUCACACACCAGAAUCGGUGAAUGUCGAUAUUGGAGACUCGGCGUUCUGGAAUCAGGCGGGAUCAGCACUCCUUCUUGUCAUCGCUGGAAUCUUGAUCAUAAUUGCGAUUGCGUUGUGCAUGAUUGUGAUGCAAAGAAGAUCGAAGAAUCGGAAGCAGAUGAGCGAUCUGGAUGUUCUUGACACUUACAAACAAGAUUCGAUGACGCCCGAUUAUCACACCACAUCUCGACACCUCAACAGUUCCGGAGUUCCGACGAAUUUGCACGAACAACUGCGAUCUAGUACGAAAUUGAACGCGCCAUUGAUUCCAUCAUUCGGUAGCCCGAUUUCGCAGCCGCCGCCCUAUUAUGGAGGAACACAGGCAGCAAGUGGAAAAUACAAAACUUAUGUCGACCCGACUACUUAUGAAGAUCCUUAUCAGGCUUUGAUCGAAUUUACAUUCGAUAUUGAUCCUCGCGACGUUUUUAUAACACAAGUCAUUGGCGGUGGCGAAUUCGGAGAUGUGUGUCUUGGCGGAUUGUCGCGAUCGAGUCAGGCGGCUUCGAGAGGAUCGAACACGAUGAACCGAAUGUUCGAGAAUGACCAAUAUGAGACGGUCGCGAUUAAAACGCUCAAGGCUGGAAGCGGAGCGAAAGCUAAAGCGGAAUUCUUGACAGAAGCGUCAAUAAUGGGACAGUUCUCACAUCCGAAUGUCAUUCGACUCAUUGGAGUUGUCACUUCAUCUGAGCCGGUGAUGAUUGUCACUGAAUACAUGGCGAAUGGCUCGUUGGAUCAAUUUUUGAGGCAUCAUGACGCGAAUGGAGAGAAAUUGGAAUGGUCGAAAAUCAGCGAGAUGUUGUACGCAAUCGCUUCCGGAAUGAAAUAUCUCACAGAUAUGGGAUACGUUCAUAGGGAUCUUGCUGCCCGCAAUGUCCUCGUGGAUUCGGAACUUCGAUGCAAAAUCGCCGACUUUGGACUUUCGCGCGGUGUUCGAAAUGAGGGAAGCAUCGAGCCGGAAUACACUACCAACGGCGGAAAAAUCCCAGUGCGAUGGACAGCUCCUGAAGCAAUUACUCACCGCAAAUUUACAACAUCAUCUGAUGUUUGGUCGUUUGGCGUCGUCAUCUGGGAAGCGUGCUCCUAUGGCGAACGACCCUAUUGGGAUUGGACGAAUCAGAAGGUGAUCAGCGAAAUCAUGAAUGGCUAUCGACUGCCGCCUCCGAUGGACUGCCCGAUGGGAUUGUAUCGAAUCUCGCAGUGGUGCUGGAAAAUGGAGAGGCACGAGCGACCGACGUUCACACAACUUGUGGCGAUGCUCCACAAGUUUGUACUUCAGCCGACGUUGAUUGAAAAUGACCCUGGAGAGUUGCCGAAGAGAAUCAUGAGCACAAUCAAACUUUAUAGUUUAAGCUCAUAUGGGGCAAUUGCUGUUCCAACUCCACCACAAUCUGCUCCUCCAAUGCCGUCACUCGAUGAAUUCUUGAGAUCGAUUGGUUUGAAUCACGUCUACGGUACACUGGUGUCAAACAACGUGCACAAUCUAUCGGAUUUGGCCCAAAUGUCGCCGUUGGAUCUUCUCGCGUGCGGCCUCAUUUCGCAAGAGUGUUCGGUGAUUCGCGAUGGACUCAAUGGUCGACUAACUCCACCGUCGUCCGCCGGCUCGGUACACACAACAACUCGGGGCACACGAACCAUCAAUCCGAAUUCGUCAACGAUGCGACGAGACGAAGGAUUCUUUGUGUGA